AUGUGGCACGAAGCAAGGAGGUCGGAGCGGAAGGUCCACGACAUGAUGGACGCCGCUCGAAAGCGAGCUCAACGACGUGCCGUUUUCCUGGCCAAGCGCCGCGGCGACCCGCAGCAAUCGAUCCAGGUCGUCGGCUCCCGCUGCCGUUUGUACCGCGACGACGGCCUCUACCAAGCCUCCGAGGACCAGCAAGGCCUGAUUCCUUGGAAUGGGAAACAGGACGUUUUGAUUGAUAGAUUUGAUGGGCGUGCUCUUCUCGAUUUUAUUCGAGAGUCCCGGCACUUACGUGCUCAAGAAAAAUCGGAAGAAGAGGAAGAAUUAGAAGAGUUUGUUAAUUUUGAGCGUUAUCGGGAUUUAAUUAAGCAUCGUCGUAGAGGAUUUACAGAUGAAGAGGGUUUGCAACAUGUGAAUGAAGAAAUAGAGACAAGGGUUACUGCUCCAUUUGCUCCUGAGAGGUCUCAGAUGCAACAACCUUCUGCCGUUAAAGGUUCUUAUUCACAGGUGGGGUUCUCUUAUGAAGGGGAUGGAAAAGAGGAGGCUCAGUUUUCAGACCCUGAGGAUAAUGAUGAAGAUGAUGAAGAAGAUGAGGAUGAGGAUGAUUUCAACAGUGAUGAUAGCAGUGAUGAAGGAAUGGAUAAAAUAGCAAAAGAAUUUGGAAUAAAAAGAUAUGGUUGGCUUGUAUACAUGGAUAAGAAAGCUAAGGAGGAGGAGAAAAGACAAAAGGAAGUGAUCAAAGGCGAUCCUGCAAUUAGGAAGAUGAGUCGCAAGGAAAGAAGGAAGGCUUCUCAGAUAGAAAGGGAGAGGGAAAGAGAAGCUGCACGGGUAACUGGAACUCAGGUGCUCCACCAUGAUCCGUACCGUGAAUCUAGACGAAGUCCAACAUAUGAAGCUUAUCCUCGCUCAAGAAGGUCAAGAUCGCGAUCAUACUCACCAUCAUACUCACGGAGAUAUCCUCGUGGACGACAUUCUGAUGAAGCUCAUCGAAGCAAACCAGCAACUUCUAAAAUAGAAUAUAUUACUGAAUUUGGGGGCUCCGGAGAUAAGGAUGAAUCAAAGCGUGCAGGAUUUUCUCCACCGUCAUCUCCUCCCUCACAGGCCGAUGUGUUAAACCGGCCUUCAACUGGUCUCAUACUCGAGGCUCUGCACAUUGAUCCAGCAUCCGGUGCAUCCCUUGAGAAGGAUAAGGGCACUAAAGUGGUGAAACCACCAGCAAGCACAUCCUCAGCGUUAGCAAAGUUAACUAAGGGAAGUACUUCUGGUGGGCCAUUGAAACAGCAACCAGUGGAGAAGAAAGAAACUCCUCAAGAACGACUUAAAAGGAUUAUGAGCAGGCAGCUGAACAAACAAAUUAAGAAAGAUACUGCUGCUGAAAUUGCUAAAAAGAGAGAGCAGGAGCGCCAGAGGUUGGAAAAACUUGCAGAAACAAGCCGAUUAAGUAGAUCUAGGCGUCGUAGUCGUAGCAGGAGCUAUAGCCGCUCUCCUCCACGGUAG
Messenger RNA from Prunus armeniaca (apricot), 1491 nucleotides. NCBI's taxonomy places the organism in Eukaryota, Viridiplantae, Streptophyta, Magnoliopsida, Rosales, Rosaceae. The record is from the annotation of a GenBank genome assembly.